UUUUCAUUUUGGGGGGAACUAUGUAGUGAAGCAACCUUGAACUGAAAGGCAGUUAAUAGUAAACCUUUACUUUUCCCAUAAAGGUGUCCAGGGCGUGUACUGUAAAUACUGACAGAAAAAAAAGGCAUCUUUAAAAAGAUGAGACUUGUGGUGGCAGGAGCAGAAAACACUUGAUGAAUGUGGCAGUACCUGCUUUUACAUCUCUCUAUCCUGACAGCUGAAGAAACAGCAGUCUGAACCAGUCCAGAACAUAAGUAUGAAGUUUAUCACAGCUUUCAGUGUUGCUGGAGUUAUACUUCUCAGCAUAGCAGGUUCUCUCUGCCAGUUAGAUGUGUGUGGUCGAGCCUCUCUCAGUGUCAGGAUUGUUGGAGGGAAUAAUGCGAUGGAAGGAGCCUGGCCGUGGCAAGUCAGGAUUCGUGUCCGAAGCGUUUUGUGUGGUGGGACUCUGAUCACUAAAGACUGGGUUUUAUCUGCAGCUAAGUGCUUCAAGGAGUCUAGUGAUGUCAGUGAUCCUAACACUGUGAUGUACUUCGGGCGUCUGAAACAAUCCGGCUCAAACCCUCAUGAGAUAAUCAGGACAGCAAGUCGAAUCAUCACCCAUCCUAACUAUGACAGUUCUACUUUUGACAAUGACAUAGCACUGGUCCAGCUCAACUCUUCUGUAACCUUCUCUGAUUACAUUAAGCCGGUCUGUCUGGCAGCAGCUGGUAGUGUAUUUUCUGCAGAUACAGAGAGUUGGGUCACUGGAUGGGGCUUGCUACAGUUUGAAGGCCAGUAUCCUGAUACACUGCAGGAGGUCAUGAUACCCAUUGUGAACAACAGUGACUGUGAUAAAGCUUAUAAAGGGGGCAUCACAAGCAAUAUGAUUUGUGCUGGACUGUUAAAUCAGGGAGGAAAGGAUUCAUGUCAGGUAAGACAUCAGUCAUUCAUUCAUUCUCACAAAUUCUGGUCAUCUGCAAACUUUACUCUACCAACCUGCCACCGCCGAUCAUGAGCUUGUACACGAUGACUGAUUUUUGAUACUACAGCUGUUCUGCAGAGGAGAGCACAGAGUUGCAGUGCAGUCUAUAUGCACAACUAUACGUGAUAUUUGGGCU
This is a messenger RNA of Megalobrama amblycephala (Wuchang bream), 1097 nucleotides long. Its product is annotated as transmembrane protease serine 2-like. The record is from RefSeq and is a predicted model, not a curated record. NCBI's taxonomy places the organism in Eukaryota, Metazoa, Chordata, Actinopteri, Cypriniformes, Xenocyprididae. The coding region runs from base 257 to 994 and encodes 245 amino acids. Gene Ontology annotation, biological process: proteolysis. The transcript is spliced from 5 exons. Gene Ontology annotation, molecular function: serine-type endopeptidase activity.